Messenger RNA from Alternaria rosae, 4668 nucleotides. RefSeq names its product glycoside hydrolase superfamily. Bases 280 to 4668 code for a protein of 1462 amino acids. The record is from RefSeq and is a predicted model, not a curated record. Lineage: Eukaryota; Fungi; Ascomycota; Dothideomycetes; Pleosporales; Pleosporaceae. Gene Ontology annotation, biological process: glycoprotein catabolic process; carbohydrate metabolic process. Gene Ontology annotation, molecular function: beta-mannosidase activity. The transcript is spliced from 4 exons.
ACCCCAGAAUACAAACCCGCCAUCCCUGUACGCACAUCUCGUACACUUGUCGAUCACUCCUUCGAGCUGCUGCGCUAUGCCUAACGGUACAGGCCAAGAGGUGCAACAUGAUGCAUCGCGACCAAUUCCUCCGUCGCCCGCGUCCAUAGCCAGGAAAUGCUACCUGCUGUGAGGUCAUCCAGUAUGCAGCACAGCGACCACCGGAUAUUAUGAGCUCGUGAUAGGAGAUUGAAAACGAGUGCGCAGAAGGAGAAAUUUCGGCAUCCAGUCCUCAUCACAAUGGCUACCACCAUCUUGCUUUCGGCAUGCCUUGCCCUACAAGCCGCGGCCAAGACAGUCAGGUCACCCACACCCCCUAUGGGAUGGAACUCGUACAAUACUUGGAACUGUUUACCCUCUGAGGAGAAGAUCCACGAGAGCGCCCAAGGCCUCAUCGACCUUGGGCUUGGUAACGCCGGCUACAACUUUGUGACAGUCGACUGCGGAUGGAACGCCCAUGAUCGGGACGCUGAUGGGAGGCUUCAAUGGAACGAGACUCUCUUCCCAUCCGGUGGCAAGGCGCUUGGCGACUUCCUCCAUGACUUAGGCUUGGACUUUGGCCUGUACUCUGGCGCUGGUUACCUCCAAUGCGGGUCAGAGUCGCUGCCUGCGAGUCUGGGGUACGAACAACUAGAUGCGGAGAGCUUCGCUGAGUGGGGAGGAGAUAGCCUGAAGUACGACAACUGCUACUCUACUUCCAACACGACGAUGGUCGACUCUAGCUCUGCAGAAGCUCAAUCCCCAGCACGUUUUCAACACAUGGCGGCCGAAUUAGACGCGGUAGACCGCGAUAUCCACUAUUACGUUUGCCAGUGGGGUAUUGGUACUGAUGUCGGCGACUGGGCUGCUGAAGUUGGCAACACAUGGCGAAUCAGCAACGACAUCUACAAUGCCUGGCGCAGCAUUUGGCGCAUCACGAACCAGGUUGUGCCAUACUUCAGACAUACCACUGUUGGUGCCUUUGCAGACAUGGAUAUGCUGAUCGUGGGUCUCGAUGCCCUUUCAGAAGAGGAAGAACGCUUCCACUUCGGGAUGUGGGCGAUCAACAAGUCGCCUCUCAUCAUUGGCGCUGCCCUCGACCCCGAACGUCUCAGUCAGAGCUCACUGGACAUCCUCUCCAACAAGGAAGCCAUCGCCAUCAACCAAGACCCACUUGCCCAGCAAGCCAUGCUGGUGCGUCGCGAUACCGAAAACGAGUGGGACAUCUGGAUGGGAAAACUCUCGGGAUCAAAGCAGGUGUUGGGAGUCGCGAACUGGAAGAAUGAUUCUCAAAGCGUAGACUUUGAUCUGGCGACAUUGGGCAUAGCUUCGGCCGAUGUGCGCGAUGUUUGGGCUGCGGAAGACCUUGGUACUUUGUCUGGCGCGCAGACUGCCGACCUGGCUGGACAUGAACUGCGACUAUGGGUUCUAUCGAACAUCGUGACAGCUGCGCCUCUCAGCUCAGAAACAUACCACUCAGCUGCCAAUGCGUCGCUUUCCGGGCCAGCGCAUACGUUCUCGUGCGCGACCGACGCAUGCUUUCCCACUGGAUCGAAAAUCGAGUACAUUGGCCGCGCCAGCAGCGUCAUGUUCGCCAACGUCAGCUCUCCGUCGACUGGCAAGAACCUCAUGGGCAUCGACUUCGUCAAUUAUCACUACGCAUUUACUACUGCAUGGGAAUGGGGCGACAACACGCGUAACAUGACAAUCGCAGUCAAUGGCGCUGAGGCGAAGAGAUGGGCCUUCCCUCUCUCAGGCGGUGAUUGGGAGGAAAGUCUGCGACUGCAGAUAGAGCUUGACGGCUUCGUGGAAGGCACAGAGAACAUGAUCGAGUUCCGAGGAUACGGGGACAGCUUUGGGCCAGAUCUUGUAGGCUUUGAGGUAUUGAAAAGCUCAUUGAUCAGCGGUUCACCCAAGCAUGUUGAGGGGCAGGUACCCCGCAUGUGUUUACCCGCGGGUCAACAAUCACCGAACGUCCAUCAUUUAGCUGUCACAUCGGACGAGCUCAUUGUUAGUCCACAACUAACAGACAAGAUGACGCUUGUUCCGUACACCUCAUCGCCGCUAACCAAGGGCUGGGCGUUCAAGCAGGGCGACCGCUCUUCUACUAACGAGUAUCUGCCAGCCUGCGAUGCACCAACUGAAGUCUAUCGCGACUUACUCAAGCACGACAAGAUCCUAGAUCCCUUUCAUGACCUCAAUGAGCUAGCAGUGCACUGGGUUGGCGAUGAGACAUGGACAUAUCGCACGACCUUUGCAGCGCCUUCUAGUCAUGGGGUGGCGAACGCGAUCACUACACUCCGGUUCGAAGGUCUCGACACCUUUGCUUCCGUUAUUCUGAACGGCGAGAUGAUCCUGGAGUCUGACAACAUGUUCAUCGAGCAUCAGAUCGACGUAUCGGGCAAGCUCCAGGCCAAGGAAAACGUGCUGGAAAUUGUCUUCGAGUCAGCACGCAAGAAGGGUCUCGAGUUGGUGGAACAGCAUCCAGAACAUCGCUUCAUUGUACACCAGACAGAAAUCUCACGAGGGCCUGUUCGCAAAGCGCAGUACCAUUGGGGAUGGGAUUGGGGCCCUAUUCUCAUGACAUGUGGGCCUUGGAAGCCGGUGUCGAUCGAGACGUGGGCUUGCCGCCUAUCAGCACUUAAUGUGCAGUACGAACUGUCGCAAGACUUGAAGUCUGCCGAACUGAAUAUGAGUGUCAGAUGGGAGGGUAGAGUCACAGAUAUAGCUUUCACAGUCUCGAAGGAGGGAGAGGAAAAGGCCGGUAUACGCGUCACCACCACUGAUCGCGUUGGUUUUAUGGAAACUACGAUGACCAUUGAUGAUAUCGAGCUUUGGUGGCCGCGCGGUUAUGGACAACAAAGUCUGUACACCAUCAAAGCAGAAGCUAUUGUACAGGGCCACCCAUCCCCGAUCCACCUCAUCUCUCAGCAGUUUGGCUUUCGCCGUGCUGAGCUGAUCAAAGAGACAGACACACACGGCACCUCUUUCUAUUUCCGUAUCAACAACAUCGACAUAUUCUGCGGAGGCUCAUGUUGGAUACCCGCCGACUCGUUCCUCACGCGGCUCAAACCAAGCGACUACCGCGAGUGGGUGAAGCUUACUGCCGAUGGCAAUCAAACCAUGCUAAGAAUUUGGGGAGGCGGUAUCUACGAAGCUGAUGCGCUAUACGAAGCCGCUGAUGAGUUUGGCGUGUUGAUAUGGCAAGAUUUCAUGUUCGCAUGUGCCAAUUACCCAACCUACCCCGGUUACUUGAAAAGUGUGGAGAUUGAAGCAAGACAGAAUAUCAGACGGUUGAGAAAUCACCCUAGCCUAGUGGUGUGGGCAGGGAACAACGAAGACUACCAAAUCGUCGAACGAUACAAACUUCAGUAUGACCCUGACGACAAGAAUCCGGAAUCCUGGCUCAAGACCGACUUUCCAGCCCGCUACAUCUACGAGCAUCUUUUGCCAAAACUGGUCGAGGAAGAAUGCCCAAACGUACCCUAUCACCCCAGCUCGCCUUUCGGUGAUGGCAAGUCGACGGUCUUAGGGGUGGAUCCUACGAUCGGCGAUGUCCACCAGUGGAACAUGUGGCACGGCACCAUGGAGCCUUACCAAAGGCUUCCACAUUUGGGCGGUCGCUUUGUAUCCGAGUUUGGAAUGGAGGCCUAUCCGCACGUCUCCACACUUGAAAUGUGCAUCAACCACCAGCACGACCUCCAUCCUGGCUCGAUGGCCAUGGAAUUCCGCAACAAAGCCAUCGGUCAUGAACGACGCCUCAUCAGCUACGUCUCUGAGAACUUCCGGGUCCAGUAUCUUCUAAAAGGCUAUACACUUCUCACCCAGGUGAUGCAAGCGGAUGCAAUGACGUGGGCUUACAAGUCCUGGCGCCGCCAAUGGGGAUCAACUGGCGAUCGCAAAUGCGGAGGUGCGUUGGUGUGGCAGCUGAAUGACUGUUGGCCGACGAUGUCUUGGGCUAUUAUAGACUACUAUAAGGUGCCAAAGCCAGCGUACUAUGCUAUCAAGCGCGCUAUGCAGCCUAUCACCAUUGGUGUACAACGCAAGUACAACAGUUGGACUGUGCGACCGGCUGAUGGACUGUGGCAGCGCGAUGCUGGACAUAUCGACAUGCGAAAACUGUGGCAGGAUGUCGAAUAUGAUCUCUGGGUCUCUAACAGCACACUGGUGAGGGUGGAAGUUGAUGUUAAGAUACGUUACAUCUCGAUUGGGACGGGCAAGGACAUCAGCACUGAAGAGCGCAAGCAACUACGCAUCGCGGCAAAUGGAACGACCAAUAUACUCACUGGCCAUCUCGUCAUCGUCGAUGAACCACAAGAGCCGGGUGGACCUUUUCGUACAGCGAGGGCUGACCCUUUCGUCAUCCAUGUGUCGUUAUACCAGGAUGGUCAGCUUCUCGCUAGCGACGUGUCCUGGCCAGAGCCUAUCAAAUAUCUCACUUUUGACAACUCAGGCGUACAUGUACGCUACUCGGAAGACAAAAAAAGAGUGUUUGUCUCUUCUGCGAAGCCAGUCAAGGGCUUUGUGUUCGAGGAGGGAAUUGAACACCGUCUGAGUGACAAUGGGUUUGACUUGGUACCGGGGGAAACGAGAGAGGUGCAUGUGGAAGGUUUUGCAACAACGCUGAGGUGGAGAUAUGUUGAGAUGUGA